Hypanus sabinus (Atlantic stingray) is the source of this 7708-nucleotide messenger RNA. RefSeq names its product v-rel avian reticuloendotheliosis viral oncogene homolog (gene rel). Gene Ontology annotation, biological process: cellular response to stress; innate immune response; inflammatory response. Gene Ontology annotation, cellular component: cytoplasm. Lineage: Eukaryota; Metazoa; Chordata; Chondrichthyes; Myliobatiformes; Dasyatidae. The record is from RefSeq and is a predicted model, not a curated record. The transcript is spliced from 11 exons. The coding region runs from base 126 to 2006 and encodes 626 amino acids. Gene Ontology annotation, molecular function: RNA polymerase II cis-regulatory region sequence-specific DNA binding; DNA-binding transcription factor activity, RNA polymerase II-specific.
GGUGAAUUUUAUGAGUCUCACGGGGGCCUCUUACAGUUUGACAACCAGGACAUUUACGAGUGAGGACAGAAGUUACAUAUCGGAAUAAUUCUGUGAGAUAUUAAGGGAUUGCGGGGCAAACAGCCAUGGACGUGAGAGGUCACUUGUCUGUUAUGUCAAGACCUCCUCUUCAAGGUGAACCUUAUGUUGAAAUUGUUGAGCAACCCAAGCAACGCGGUAUGCGUUUCCGAUACAAAUGCGAAGGACGAUCAGCGGGUAGUAUUCCAGGGGAGCGCAGUGUGGAUAACAAUAGAACAUAUCCUUCUAUACAGGUUGUGAAUUAUCUUGGAAGAGUGAGAGUUCUAGUUAGUUUAGUAACAAAGAUUGAACCCUUCAAGCCCCACCCUCAUGACUUGGUUGGGAAGGACUGCAGAGAUGGAUUCUAUGAAGCCGACUUUGGCCCUGAUCGUAGAGUUCUGUGUUUUCAGAACUUGGGCAUUCAGUGUGUGAAGAGGAAAGAAGUGAAAGAUGCCAUUCUGUUUCGAAUUCAGCGACAACUUAACCCCUUUAAUGUUCCGCAGGAACAGUUGCUCCAGAUUGAAGAUUAUGAUCUGAAUGUGGUGAGGUUGUGUUUCCAGGUUUUUCUUCCCGAUGAGCAUGGCAGCUUUUCAAGAGCUCUUCCACCAGUUGUCUCAAACCCUAUAUAUGACAACAGAGCACCAAACACAGCAGAGUUGAAAAUCUGCCGUGUCAAUAAAAACACUGGAACUGUUAAAGGAGGAGAUGAAAUAUUUCUGCUAUGUGACAAGGUGCAAAAAGAUGAUAUUGAAGUUCGUUUCUUUACUUCGGAGUGGGAGGCCAAAGGUUCAUUUUCACAAGCGGAUGUACAUCGGCAGGUUGCCAUCGUCUUUCGGACACCAGCAUAUUGUCAAAGUAAUAUCACUGAGCCUGUAUCAGUGAAAAUGCAACUUCGCAGACCUUCAGAUCAAGAAGUCAGUGAGCCUAUGGAGUUCAGAUACCUUCCAGAUGAAAGAGAUACCCAUUUUUAUGAAAAAAGAAAGAGGACAGCUGAUGUUUUCCAUAAAAUGAUGCAGGAUUGGGGACCAGCAAAUGCCAUUGAUGACCAAUCUAGCCGAAACAGAUCAGAUAAAAUCUCAGUUGGUGUGCCUUCUGGAAGACUGUAUCUACCCUCAAAAACGAUUAAACAAGAGUCUCAUCUAUUUACUGGACCACGACAGAUGCAUGCAAUACCAACACAGCAGCAGCAUUCCAAGAACCAUAAUCAUAAUAUUUUUCAGAAUACAGUUCCCACAAAUUCAAACCAGAUCUUCUCUUCUGGCCAGCCAACAAUGAUACCGACAACCAUAGCAAGAGUUGGUAGUCAAAGUUGGCCUCCAAUACCUUCAAAUUGCAAAAUGGAUUUGCAAGUUCACACUCCUCAAAAUGAUAAUUCAUUGCCAGUGCUUGAUGAAGAUGUGCUGAAAUGUUUAGACCCUCCCUCCCAGAAUUGUCUGUUACAUCCAAUGGGGUUUAGACAGGAUACCACCAGCAAUGGCAUUGCAACUCAGCAGAUUCAACAGUCUGUUGCUUUCAGCACUGCGGAAACAAUGGCCAAUCAAACCCCUCGUAUUAGUAUGCAAAUGCUUUCCAAUAACAAUAUUGACCAUAAUGACUUGGAUUUGAUUAGUACAAACUGUGAUGGAGCAGCAUCCAUGCCAGUUCUAUGGAAACCAUCAAAUCAACAAGCAUCUUCAUCCAUUCAGAGUGUGCAUUUAUCAAAAAAUACAAUGGGAAACAAUGCUUCUAUCAAGACUACUCAACCAAAUUCACAAAUGUCGGUUGGCAUGCAUAUUGAUAGUGUCCUUAGAGACUUGAACAAGGACCUAGCUUUUAACGGAAGCCUACAGAUAACAAAUGAUAUGUUUAGUUCUGGUGGAGCUGAAGGUACUGAUUGUUUAAAUUCAAUAACCUCAGAUCAUGCAGAUCUGAAUUACAUGGUGGAAGGAAGCUUCUGGAGAAUGAAUUAGCCCUAAGUAAAAAAAAACAAAAAGAACACCUUGGAAAAAUCAUUUGCUGUCUAUGGUUGAGCUUGAUUAUAGACACAUUACUCAUUCAUUUCUUUAAUGCACGGAGAUGUAUAAAACACCCAAUUAAUGUUAUAUUUCAAUUUUUAAACAUCUGCAUUGUUUGAUUCUUAUUUUUCUAUCAAAGAAUAAUUGUUAACUGUAUGAUUAAUGCAAUGCAUGUUAACUUUUGUGCAUUAAUCACACAAUAUAUCAACAUGAAUCCUAACUACCCUACUGCAGUAUCCCCACCUGGUCACCAAGUGCAAUUUGAUGAAAGAAUUGUCAUACAAAUGAAUUAAUAAGCUUGUUUCAAACUAAAUGUUUUGAUGCAGCCUCUCAGGAUAUACCAGCAGGGUUUUAAAAAGUUUUGCACGUCAAUUAUGGAUGGUAUUGGACAUUAUGUGCUCUUGGAUUAGUUUUGAAUCAUCCUCUCAACUGCUCCCUUGUUACCAAGGAAUGUAUAUUUGACCUCUUUUAACAUACGUUUGUAUAAUUUUAAGUGAAAUAAUUUCUGAAGCUUCUAUUAUCAUAGCAGUUUGGUGGCCAGCUUAACAUGAUGAUCCAAAUAUACUGGAGUUUUGUAUGAAGUAGGAUUUGAUAUUCAGUAAUAAUAAUUAGAAAACAAAUUCACUGAAACCUUUCAGAAUUUGAAUAUUUAAAAUCUCACCUCAGUUCUUAAUUUAUCCAUUGUGUCAAUCAAUAGCAGCCCGAAUGAUCAAACAUUUAUUAUGAGAGAAUUUCUCUCAGUAAGGUAAGAGCCAAGAAAAGUUAAAUUAGAUUGGUGUAUACAAAGGAUCUAUGUGAUUUCAGGAACAAAAACAUCAGAUUGUUUAAGAUUUUGCUCGGCACACAUAUUGAGUGAGAAAUGCAGGUUUAGUGUUCAAAUAGAAUUAGCAAGAACUAAACAGAAGAGGGUGAGAUUAGAAAGAAUAAAACAUUUUAAAUGUCUCAAAAUUGAGUAAAUUUCAAGUUGAAGAUGAAAAAUGCUGGCAUAGAGAAAACUCCCAUGGGUAUGAUAUAACAAAAAUGUCUUGUAACCAAAAUUCAAUGAAGGAAGAGGACAAUCGUGGAGGUAUAUUCCUCUCUUCAAGAAGUCUGGUGCAGCCUUGAAAGCCAGGUUUAAAUGGAUCCAAUAGGAUCAAAAAGAGACUUGUUGAUGAAAUGCCAGAAGGUAUGUCAAUGAAAUAUCGAUAGCAAGCAUCAGUAGUGAAAAAAAUUAGUGGGUGCAUGUAACCAAAUGACUUGAUUUCUGCGAGUCAGAUAGCUGAGAAGUAUUAGAAAAUCCGGAUGGUAUUACACUAUUUAUUAGAGAAAACAUGUUAUUAAUCUGUUGAAAACUGCGCAAGAAUCUGUAGAUUAAUAAGGAUGUACAACUUUGGUCAGUAAUGUUGUGUCAGCAGCCAAGCCAAUUAAACCUACAGACUGGAUUCAUGCAAAAUGUCAAAGAUUAGUUAGACAUUUUCACUUUUUACAUAAUUGCAGUUAAAUAAUUGAACCAAGUCAGCAUUCAGAAUACCCUUCUUGUAAAGGUGCCAAAACCAAAGGAGAAUCUUAUCCAGAACCAAAACUCAAGGAUUACACUGAUAGUGUGGGGGGAAAAUGCAUCUUUGUUAAUAAGGUCAAUUUGCUUAAUUUUAUAUUAGCAAACACCAUAAUUGAUAACAAAAACAGUUUCUGUUGUUUCAUCAGAUAUCCUGUUUAGAGUAAAGCCAUGCCAUUUGGUGUGGAAGAUGCACAGUCAACCUUCUUGAGAUUGACUUGUAAAAUGAUGACUAUCUGAGCAUCAAUAAGCUUGAUUGUUGUGAAGGGAUUUGGCAAGGUCACUGUCAUUCAUCUUGGAUGCUUAGCUGGUGGAGGUCAAGAACUGCCACAACCAAGUGCAAGGAUCAAUUAGUACAAGUGGAUUCAGCGGGAAAUUUGCUUUAAACUGAAAGAUUAUAGUCUCUCACUGAUGAUUGUUUGGGAAAAUAAAACUAGGAAAUAGUGAACUUGAGUCAUGCCAAAGGGCUUUUGAGAUGAGGCAUAGCUUGAAGUCUGGAACUGCAAGCACUUUUUGGUGGCUCAAACCUCAGCUGCCUUACAACUAUAUCCACUCAUGGGGAAGGCUUUGCGAAUAAAUCCCAAGGGAAAAAUCUGGAGGUGGACUCCAUAAGGCAGCCCUACAUUGAGUUCAAUUCUGACUGGUAACUCCUGCAAUACUGCUAGUACCAAAUUGUAUUGCUCUCUGGGUUUAUCAGAUGCAUGGAGAGGGGGAGCUUGCUACAUGGGCAACAGCUUGCUCUCCAUAUCGUACUGUCCAAGCUUGCCUACCUAGACAGCUAGGCCAACAAUAUCCAUGGUUGACUUUGACUGACGGAGGUCUCAGACAGAGGGUUAAAAUGGAGUAGUGGUAGUACUGAGGCUUCAGCAGCAAAGAAAGCCCCUUGACUACUGAAAAGAGACCUGAAGUUUUGUACUGUCUCCAACAAUUUGAAGUAAAUAAUAGGAUAUGAUAGUUCAUACAAUACAUGAUCUUCUUGAGCCUUAUAAAUCUUCAAGGCAAAGAAACAAUGGUUGUUUCAAUAGAGUAUUAUGCUGCAAUUCUUUGCACAAAAAUCUUGUAUGUUUCAGGGGAAAAUGUGAUUGCUGAUGCGAUUAAAAACAGAAUGCUGGAAUAACUUGGGUCAGAUGGAAUUUGUGGAGGAAUAAAACAGUUCAGCUUUCACACAUAACUUUUCAGCAGAAAAUAAUUUCUGAAUCUUCUCACGAACUCGUUCCCAGAAUGUACAAUAAUAAUUUUUUCGCUAUGAAAUGUAAACUAAUUUUCUUUCUGAAACUGUUCCUAGAUGUACUCCAGUGUUUUGUUUUUAAUUCCAGAUUCCAGGCAUGGUUUUUUUUUAAAUUUGCUUUUGAGUUGCUGAUAUUCUGGCUAUAGUUUAACCACUGAAAGGAAAAAAAGUGACAAAUAUAUUGCCUUUAUAUUGUACAGCAUGUAAUGGUUAAAAUGCUUUAAUAACUUGAUGCAUAUAAUUAAGUUUGCUAGGGUGGCACAGAACAGAAGAUGAUGGUGGUGUUGGGAGAACAGGAGACAAUUUCUUAAGAUGUAGUUCCCCAAGCAACACAAAGGGAACUUGAAACUUUCCCACAUGAUUGGAUGACACUAAAUACUACACAGUCUGUUUAUGGAUGAUGUUUGAAUCAUCUUAUGAACUGCUCCUCAUCCACCAAGGGAUGCGUGUUGAAAAUUUAAUGUGAUCUUCAAUAAGGUGUUUGCUUAAUUGCCAAGUAAAAUGUUUUCUGGUGAGUGUGAAAUUCACAUGAUUUUUUUUAAAAUGGGCCCAGUUAUCCACCUUGAUGUCUCCUGUUCCCCCAGACUACUACUGUAAAUUUUAUGGAUUAAAGUUGUGUAUAUGGAAUUGAUAUACAGUAAAUUACCGAGAUAAAAUUGCAGUUUGUCACUCUUCAUCUAUGUGGAGAUAUGUGCCGGAGAACAGUUCAAGUGCAAAAAGAGUAGCAGUGUUAUGGCGGUUAUAAAUGUAAUUUUUUAUUGUAAUGGUGGUUAAGAUAAUGCCUAAUCACACAUGGAUGUAACGCUGAGGUUUUAUGAGGCACUGGUCAGGCUGCACGUGAUACAUUGUGAGCAGUUUUGGGCCUCUUGUCUAUGAAAGGAUGUUUUGGCAAUGGAGUGUCCAGAGGCAGUUUAUGAGACUGAUUCCAGGAAUGAAAGGGGUAACAUAUGAGGAACAUUUGGCUAUGGGUCUGUACUCGCUGGAGUUUAGAAGAAUUGGGGGGGGGGAGGGGGGCAGGCUAGAAUCCAUUUAAAUUUAUUGAAAGGCCGAGAUAGAUUUGGAUGUGGAAAGGAUUUUUUCUCGAGUGGGAAGUCUAGGAUUGGCACAACCUUUGUGAUAGGAGGAUAUACCUUUAGUACAGAGAUGGAGAGGAAUUUCUUUAAUCACAGGGUGGUGAAUCCGUGGAAUUCACUGCCACAAAUGGCUGUGGAGGCCAAAUGAUUGGAUAUAUUUAAAGUGAAGGUUAAUAGGAUCUUGAUUAGCAAGGAUGUCAAAGGUUACAGGGAGGCAACUGGGAUUGAGAGGGAUAAUAAGGUCACCAUGAGGCCGAAUGGCCUAAUACUGCUCCUAAGUCUUAUGAUCUUACGGUUGUAGUCUGAUUUCAAUUACUGUCUUAAUCACAGGAGAUUGGGACAGUAGGUGAGGUGAUCUUUGGUGGAGGAAGGAGCUGUCUGCCUAAGUGCUUUGAAUAACAUUUUUCAAACUUCCUAGAAAUUUGUGAAUAAUUCUAGUUAACUCCCACUCCCUAGAAAGUCCUACAAACACUCAUACGCGGUUAGGGGCCCCACAGUAAGUGUUUUUAUCCUCCAGUGGGUAACAAUUGACAGAUUACAGGUAUCUGUUAACAUCACUUGUGGCACUGAAUUUUCUUUACGCUAGUAUGCACGAGCAGAAGCAUACAUUUGUCAAUUAGCAAACCUAAGUCUUGAUACCUUGGACCUCCUGCUGAUCCUGCCUAGUUUCUCCAACCAAUGCUUGAUUAUAUAAGCCUUCAAACAAGAAUACUAUAUUAUGAUCUUUUUAAUACUGUAGUUAAAACUGAUUAAUUGUGAUCAGAGUUAAAAGUUCUCAAAUCGAGCGGUAAAAUAGUCCAUUAGAAAUUUUAUUUACUUUAUGAUUUUGCGUUGUAAAGCUGUAAAUACACUUUUAUAUAAGGGACUUCCCUUAAUGUUUGUAAUGACUGUGUCAGCCUAACUACUUGCAAGGAAAGUUCUCAGUUUAUAACCCUUGGUAAUUUGAAUGUAAAAUUGCUUACUGUAAUUAGUCUUUAUAGUAGCAGUAUGGAUUUUAAAAAAUAUCAUACUUAAUGUUCUUCCCCACUAUCAAUGUUUUUCACUGUUCAAAAUACUUUAACAUAUAAAAUAAAGUUAAUGAUAAGAGUUACCAUAUGUUUUAAAUAAAACUUGUUUGAAUUCUGUCUGAUUGCAAUCAUUACUUUCUGCUGGAUGAUUCCAGUCAAUGUAAUAUUACCACAAAUAGGAAUGAUAAAAUUUAAAAUUGAAUAAAAACUACUGCCAAUAGUUAGGGAAAGCAAGGUCUUAUUUGUUUGAAUGCAAUACAAGUUCUCUUUCAAAUUCUGCUACCUCUGCAUGGUUCCCACAGUACUAAGUGUGUGGAAAUGCAUUGACAGCUGUACAUACAUAAGUAGAUUUGUUUCAAUCCCUUAAAGUUACUAACCUUAGAAAAGAUAUUACUUCACACACAAAUCUAUAUAAAUGAAAUACAAUUACAGGCAGUGGAGGUCAGUUGGCAACUCUAACAUUUAAGAGACAAAAAUGGCAAUAAAAUGGAAGUUAUAAAUUUAAUGUGUUACCGUAACAGUAGCUGAGAUAACACCUGAUCACUUUUUGUGCUACUGCUUGAAACGGAGUCAUUCAGUAGAUAACGCACAAUGAAUUCUGGCACCUAUGAUUCAAGGAGGAAUUAAAUUCGACCAUAAACAACCUCUAUGAUCAUUUUCACCUGGUGUAUACACUUUAUAUUGCAACCUCUUUGACAUUUGUUAGAAUCAGCUGAUGUUAAUGGUACUUUUUGGUACAGAAUCAUGUGGGAGAACGGCAAAGAUUAGCCCCCAUCACAAGUCAUCAAGAAGUAGGGUGUGCACACAAGGCAAUU